AUGGCUUACCAGAAGGAUAGAAUUUUUAAGCGGGUAACUGUCAAUGAUCCAAUGGAUCAAACAAGAGCCGCAGGAGGGUGUCUUCUUGACUCCUUUGAGUCACUGAUACGACUGUGCACCGUUGCUUUUGGGGUCGCAGUGUGCGGCUUCAAGCUGCAGGGCGUCCCUGGGAAAAGCACUUUUCCAGAAGAGGCUGGAGGUCACUUCAGCCAUGCUGGGAUCUGGAACCAAGCGAGUUGGGAGGACUUUGUGGAGUACACUAAAGGCCCUCCUGGGGAGUAUGUUGACGUCACCUUAGUGGCACAGAAGGAGCCUUCCUACCAAGCUUGCAACCCUUUGAUUCUUGGAUAUGCUGCUGCUUUGAGAGGGAGUAGGAGUAGUAGCCCGAGUGCUUCGCCUGUGGGCUCUGAAAGGUCCGCCUCAGCCACCAGAGGGCGCAUCACCAGCAUGUGCCACUCUUUGACAUCCAGGGCGUCUGUGCAAACCAGACCCCCAAGCUCUCCUUCUACCAACACAAGGUCCCUAUCCCCAACCCCUGCCAGACCUCCGUCAUCAGAUUCUCAGCCUUCACCUCUUGAUCACACCAUGCGCUACCCCAGCGGUAGGCGAUCGCCCUCUCCUGGUCCUACCGCGCAGGUUCAGCGGCCGUCAUCUGGGUUGUCCGGAAAAUUUUUGACUGGGCCUAACCACAACUGUCAUACCUGCAGUCAGAAGCUGAAAGACAGUGACGACUUCAUCUCUCAUGCAAAGAAGCACAUUGUUGUAUUGCCCCAACGGCUGUGGAGCUCUCAAACACCUGGUUUGGCCGUUUGCCCCAAGGCCAGCUGGGGUAGUGCUGCCGAAGUCCGGUUCGGUCCAGUUCUUGGGGGUGUUUUGUCGAACCCAGAACUGAACCUUCGGUCCAGUUCAGCGCAGGAGGCGAACCCUGGACCAGACCAUUCAUAA
This is a messenger RNA of Suillus clintonianus, 945 nucleotides long. RefSeq lists its product as uncharacterized. The record is from RefSeq and is a predicted model, not a curated record. The transcript has 6 exons. Lineage: Eukaryota; Fungi; Basidiomycota; Agaricomycetes; Boletales; Suillaceae. The coding region runs from base 1 to 945 and encodes 314 amino acids.